Molecule: messenger RNA, 699 nt
Organism: Agrilus planipennis (emerald ash borer)
Lineage: Eukaryota; Metazoa; Arthropoda; Insecta; Coleoptera; Buprestidae
Exons: 3
Coding region: 62-367 (101 amino acids)
Source: RefSeq, a predicted model, not a curated record
AAAAGACACUAAAAUUCUCUUUUUACUUUCUAGAUCGCAAAGAUAUGCUUCACAGUACUGUAUGUGCUACAAACCAGCCCAACCAAGAGGAUUGUUAACCAAUUGGAGAGAAGACCAACACUUACAGCUAAUGGUUGCAAAGGUAUGCUUCACAGUACAGUAUGCUCUACAAACCACCCCAAUCAAGACGAUUGUUAAUCGAUUGGAGAGAAGACCAACACUUACAGCUGAUGAAAUGAAUGCGUUAUUUCAAGAAAAUGUGAACGUGAACCACACAAGACGAUGCUAUGGAAGCCAAAGAUGGGAGAGAAGCGUUCAGACCAAUCAGAAGCUCAAACGAAAACAAACGUCAUUAGUUAAUUUCUAAGCCUGCUUAGUUUUUGUUUUAAAGAUUUUUAUGUUUUUGUUUAAAAAGGCAUAUUUUUAUAUGUUUCAAUAGGAUUUGAAAACAAUCUUUCUGGAUUUUAGAAAAUAUUACAUUACCUAUGCCACAUUGUGGCCUUUUUCAAGGAAAUUGUAAUGAAAGAAACCAAUAAACUUUUGUGCAAAACGUUGGAUUUUGCUUAAUAAAUAGUGAUGUUUCUAUCACCACAGUUUAGAUUUCCAUUUAUUGUGCGAAAUAUUAGGGAGAAUAGUGAAAUUUGCCUAGGUAUGCAAAUAAGAAUUCUGUGAUUUGGUUUACGAGGGUGGAUUGAUAAG